AUGAACACUGUUGUUUUUAGCGGCAAUCCAAUUUCCUUAUUACGCGGCAUUAUGGAAACUGAAUGCUCUCGAUUGGCGGAUACAAUUCACCAACUCGCACAGAAUCAUCACAAACCUCGCUACUUAGUCGCAAUUGGGGGAAGUCCGGGGUCUGGUAAAACAACCACUGCUAAAAUGGUCACUCAUCUGCUCAACAAGGGCUCCGUCAAGCGGACGGCACUCAUUUCUAUGGAUGGAUUUCACCUGUCAAGGGCAGCAUUAGACAAAUUACCUGACCCGGAAAUGGCGCAUGCCCGGCGUGGUGCGCCGUGGACAUUUGAUUUGCCACGGUUUCAAGAUUUCGUGCGCCGACUUUAUACCUGGGCUAAUGCCGUACCCCUGUGCACGUCGGUAAAAGUGAAAGAUCCCGUUGAAGAUGGCAUUAUCAUCACCCCAGAUACUUCGAUAAUCAUCCUAGAAGGAAACUAUCUUCUUCUCAACGAGCCUGGAUGGAGAGAUAUAAGUAGUCUCUUUGACUAUCGCGUUUUUAUCAACAUUGAUCUACAAGAAGCACGAUCGCGAGUGGCCAAGCGUCAUGUUCAUGCUGGCAUUGAGCGAACAUUGGAGGAAGGGCUUCGAAGAGUAGACGGCAACGAUUAUCUCAAUGGCCUUUUGAUCCAUGAGAAACUGCUUGUACCAGAUAUGUUUGUGGAAAGUAUACCUUGGAGCUUCACAGAAGCAAGUUAA
Messenger RNA from Aspergillus niger, 726 nucleotides. RefSeq lists its product as uncharacterized. The record is from RefSeq and is a predicted model, not a curated record. The coding region runs from base 1 to 726 and encodes 241 amino acids. Gene Ontology annotation, cellular component: cytoplasm. The transcript is spliced from 3 exons. Gene Ontology annotation, molecular function: ATP binding; kinase activity. NCBI's taxonomy places the organism in Eukaryota, Fungi, Ascomycota, Eurotiomycetes, Eurotiales, Aspergillaceae.